This is a messenger RNA of Racocetra persica, 722 nucleotides long. The record is from the annotation of a GenBank genome assembly. NCBI's taxonomy places the organism in Eukaryota, Fungi, Glomeromycota, Glomeromycetes, Diversisporales, Gigasporaceae.
AUGGCCGCAUACAAAAUGAACCUUAGUGCAUUAACGUUUCUAAUUUACAUUUUUGUCUUUGAGAAUGUAGUCUUAAGUGAAUAUCGAACAUUAAAUGGAACUAAUAAUGAUAAAGCUAAUUUGGGUGUGAUAAAUAUGCCAUUUGUACGACAACAAGUACCUCUGGGCUUCUUUCAAGAUGAUACCGGAACUAUGGUACCCACUCCAGGAAAUUAUACUACUCUUGCAACGGCUGCAAGUUGUACUGAUAGGUUACCACCUGGUGUCCUUCCUUUACCUAGAUGCGUCAGUAAUAUUCUUCAUUCGUAUCGAUUACAACCGAAUGAUGCUUUUAAUUUGACGCACUUACAACAAUUUAAAUCAAAAAGAAGUAUCUCUCAUGUGGUUAGUGUUGGUCCAGAUACAGGUCAAUCCUUUCCGCAGGGGAUCUAUAUUCCUACAGAUGAUAGAACCUAUCUAUCUAAUAAUAUAAUUGGUCCAAAUGUUACAAUGAACCAACCAUAUUUAGCAUUCAAUCGCUCUCAAGCGCCUGGAAAUGUUGGAAUUAAUAUUGGUACACCUUUUGUCGACGCGUCUCAUAUCUAUGGUGUAACUAAGGAACAAGCUGCCUUAAUUCGUGACACUGGUAACACAGGAAAAAUGAGACUCUUAACUUCAGAUCAAUCAGAAGAUAGUAAAUUUGGGUACCCACCAAAGGAUUCAAAUGGAGAAUAUAUUUUUGG